AUGAGUGAAGCAGCUUCUCCAAAGAAAAUCGCACCCAAGAAGAAACCUGCUGCAAAGAAGACAGCUGAUCACCCUAAAUAUGUGGACAUGAUCAAGGCUGCUAUCGCUACCCUAAAGGAACGCGGUGGUUCAUCUCGCCAAGCUAUUACAAAAUAUAUUCAUGCAAAUUACAAAGUUGCUGAAAACUCAGAUCAUCAUCUGAAAAUGGCUCUUAAACGAGGAGUAACAUCAGGCGAUUUGAUUCAAACUAAAGGCACUGGUGCUUCUGGAUCAUUCAAGCUAGGUCAGGUAAAAAAAGAAAAACCUAAGAAAAAGGCCGCAGCAAAAAAGCCAACGGCAAAGAAGCCUACUGCAAAGAAAAGUACACCAAAAAAGAAGCCAGCAAAGAAGAGCACGCCAAAGAAAGCAGCAAAGAAGCCUGCCACAAAGAAAGCCUCGGCUAAGAAACCAGCAGCUAAGAAACCCACAAAGAAGCCUGUUGCUAAAAAACCUGCAGCAAAGAAGGUCAAAAAGACUCCCAAAAAGGCAGCAAAGAAGACCGCAAAAAAAUAAUUUGUGUGUAUCUGGCUAUUACAUUAACAAACGGCUAUUUUUAUAGCCACACAUUUACAAAAAAACAUUAUCUUGGUACAAAGUUAAACUUGUUUAAGUCACUUAAACAGUUAAAAAAGAGUAAAUUUAAGAUUAGAUUCCCUAAGUUUAAGUAUUUUCGUUUUUAAAUUUCUUAUUUUCUUGCUUUUACUUUUCUUGCCCUUCAUAUUUUUAACAUUGUCAAACUUUAUGUAGCAUAAAAUUUUUAUGUAGCAUAAAAUUUAAACAGAAAGCAGGACAAAGUUUGAUAUAAAAAGCUAGCCGUAAUAUUUUUUAUGGAUGUGUGGCUAUAAAAAUAGCCGUUUUUUGUUUGGUAAGAUGCUUAGGCACGUUCCCCACGAAUUCUUCUUGCCAACUGGAUGUCUUUAGGCAUGAUUGUAACUCGUUUUGCGUGAAUGGCACACAAGUUAGUAUCCUCGAACAAGCCAACAAGGUACGCUUCAGAAGCCUCUUGCAGAGCCAUAACGGCUGUGCUCUGGAAUCGCAGAUCUGUUUUGAAGUCCUGAGCAAUUUCUCGCACAAGACGCUGGAAAGGCAACUUGCGGAUCAAGAGCUCGGUUGACUUCUGGUAUCUUCUGAUUUCUCUGAGAGCAACUGUACCAGGUCUGUAACGAUGUGGUUUUUUCACUCCUCCAGUAGCUGGUGCGCUUUUCCUCGCAGCUUUAGUGGCGAGUUGUUUUCGUGGAGCCUUUCCUCCAGUAGAUUUACGUGCAGUUUGCUUUGUACGAGCCAUAUUUUAAGAAGUCGAUGUAGUACGGAUACACAAGACGGUCUAAAAUGCACUAUCGCGCCAAAGUUUUAUUUCUCAUAUUGAUUGACAGCUAAGGUUCAAAACAAACCAUUUGAUUGGUGCUAAGAAAGUAAUUUCUGAUUGGCUGCAUAAUGACAUUACGCUCAUUACUUUAACAUUUUUAUAAAAUCUGUGUUUUUUGGCUACGGGAAAACGGCUGUAUCUUCUGAUACACAAAAGCUUUUGAC
This is a messenger RNA of Hydractinia symbiolongicarpus, 1569 nucleotides long. Its product is annotated as histone H1-delta-like. Gene Ontology annotation, molecular function: double-stranded DNA binding; nucleosomal DNA binding; structural constituent of chromatin. NCBI's taxonomy places the organism in Eukaryota, Metazoa, Cnidaria, Hydrozoa, Anthoathecata, Hydractiniidae. The transcript has a single exon. The coding region runs from base 1 to 552 and encodes 183 amino acids. Gene Ontology annotation, biological process: negative regulation of DNA recombination; nucleosome assembly; chromosome condensation. Gene Ontology annotation, cellular component: nucleus; nucleosome. The record is from RefSeq and is a predicted model, not a curated record.